Molecule: messenger RNA, 1675 nt
Organism: Saccostrea cuccullata (small rock oyster)
Lineage: Eukaryota; Metazoa; Mollusca; Bivalvia; Ostreida; Ostreidae
Exons: 3
Coding region: 164-595 (143 amino acids)
Source: RefSeq, a predicted model, not a curated record
UCUUAGUAGAUGGGAAUAUUCAACAUAAUCAUGUAAUAUUCCGUUGUACCAGCGAGUUUGUCUGUCUGUCUGUCUGUUUUUCUUAUGCACUGUACGGUUCAGAAUCACAAAUCCAUGCACGUCUGGGUCAAAAGUAGGAUAUUGGACUUGUUCUGAAGCAAAAAUGUUGUUAGUUGGAUUAAUGUUAUCAAUCAUGGUGGCUUUAGGAGGAUUUUUAUUCUGUGUAAACCUUAAGAGAAAUCGAAAAAAUUCGGAUAGAAAUAAUAUACCCUCAACCACGACUCUAGCCAGAAAGCAAGACAACCUACAGUUGACAGAAAAAUCAAGAAGCACAGCUCUUCCUAGUUUAAAGAACAUGCAUCUAGACUUCUAUGAAUCAAAUAAAUACGAAGACUACGAGGAACCAACGCCUAAAGUGAAACAGGAAGUCCAAGAUGUCCCGCCUCCGACCUCAUUCCACGACUCGAGAGACCCGAAAUACGAAUCGUGCAUCAAAUCAAAUAAAACAGAACAUGUAUAUCGAGGACUGUUUGAGAAAAGUGGGGAGUUUACAGCAAGUAUUCGAAGUGAACACGUUUAUGUUGAUUUGACGUAAUUAGUGAGCAUUUCAGCGUAAUUCAAACUUUUUGCAAGCAGCAUAAUAUAAUAAUCAUGUUUUACAAUUAACUUUCAUUGAACUAUAGCUUGGGCCAAUGAAAGAAUCUUUUGUAAGAAAGGAGGAGUUUCUCUGUUUGCGAGAAAUGUGUGUACUAGUACCGGUAUUUGGAUUUGGAUCACAUGCAGACUUCAUUUGUAGCUAGAUUCUGGUGUUAGAAAAUGGGAUAGGUUUAUGUUGACAAAACCCUAAUCCUAAAACGAUAAAUUAUUAAUACAUGCAUAAAUAACGUAUGCAACGUUGUUUCCGGUGUAUUUUAAACAAUUAAAUAAAAAUGUAUCUGUAUGUUUUCAGCACACAAUGCUGCUUUAUGCAGCUUUUCUGUUCAUCGCGGUAUACAUAAAAUAAUUUAUAUGAUGUUUUUACAAUGUAAAGGGUGAUAAGAAAAUUCGUUCCAUCAUGAAAUAUUUGUUGAAUAUUUUAAAUUAUAGUGAUUAACUGAAGAGAAGAGUUUUACAAUUCAAUCUGACAAAUCAUUUAAAUUGUGUUUUCUAUUAAAAAGAAUUUGUAGGGGGAAGUUAUAGGAUUUUUUCCAUACGAAAAAAUAUAUAAAUAUCUUGAAAAACCAAAAUGACAGAAUUGCUGGUCAUUUUGUGUAAGAAAUUAGCAUUAUUAACAUUUGUUUCUUCAUAGCUUAACUUGCAUCAUACCGAACUGAUGAACUAUAAAGAAAGAUUUGUCACUUUUUAAAAGACUAUGUUUGUCAUAUUGGAAUUAAAUACUGACUUGAUAUGUUUUGUAUCUAUAGGUAUUUGAAAGGAUAUAUCGACCUGUGUGCUUAAGAUAGUUCACAAAUUUGAUGCAUCCCUGAUUUUUCUGCACAGACAUUAUCUGCUUCAUACCUGCCCUUCGCUUUCCGUUUGCUAAAUUUUUAGCUUUCAGUAACAGGAAUUCAUAAAAUUGACUCUAUGAACAUGAAAUAUUAUAAAUUUUAGAUAUCUACAAAUUGUAUUUCUUUUCGAAAAUGAAAGAAAAUUGUCAAAUGAACUUUCUUAAUACCCUUUAUGUACUAUUCCUCUC